CCAAAGACCCCCACUCAAGACCAGCAUGAGUACUGGGAGGGACUGGGGUCUCGGCCACACUUGGGGGUCUCCUCAAGGCUGGAAGCGCUGCUGGCAGGGAUUCCUCCUCGCAGCCUCCAUUCCAAUGAUUUGUGGCCAGGACAUUACUAUCACGGUGCGUCCCUCGAACCCGAUCCCCAAGGGCCAGAGCGUCAGCCUGUCCCCCCGAAUCUUUGCAGGACUCUUCCGAAAAUGCCAGUGGCUCCAGGGGAAUAAGGUGAUCCUGUCCCAAGAGGGAAUGUCGCCUUACCUUUUCGAGACUGGAGAGGCCUACAACGAGAGGGAGAGCGUGGGGCUGGACUGCUCCCUCUCCAUCCAAGGGGUCCAGAAAGAAGACGCUGGAUUCUAUACGGUGCUUAUAGACCGAGGUGGGAACUCAACAGAGAGGGGACAGGUCAACCUCCAGGUCUCAGAUUCAGGGACUUCUACCUGGGAUGAAGCUGCAUGGAAUUAUAACAGAAUGGUGACUAUCGUGGUCGCCGUUACCAUGACUGUCCUGCUCAUCGGAGCCGGGUUUCUGAUUUUCUUCUGUGUCCGUUUCCGAAAACCACGAAGUAGCCGGCAUGUCGCUGUCACCACCUCGUCUACGCCUCCGCCAUCUGCGCCUUUACCUUCUGCGCCUCCGUCUUCUGUGCCUCCGCCUUAUGAGAACGUUUGCCCUUAUGGACCCCCGGCAUCAUGGGUCCAUCCUGAGAAUGCUUCUUCGGAAAAUAUCUAUGCGACCUCACCAUACAGAGUCCAGCCUGGAAAGGCAAAUCAAGAGCCAAGGAGUCUACAAGCUGCCCAACCAUUGCCCUGAAAACUACAAAUCCCAUUUUAAAUAUCCAGCUGGAAAGUGCAGUGUAUUGUCCAGGACUUGUGGGAUCCAGGUUCGAGUUCUAUGCAGAACCACAAAGCCUAUUGUCAAGACGUCAAUCGUUCUCUCUUUUUCUCAACCAGGGCUGUUGUGUGUCCAUUGGGAGAAAUGUGGGAUAGAAAUUAAAGAACGAAUAAUAAUAAAUAAUAA
Anolis carolinensis (green anole) is the source of this 1045-nucleotide messenger RNA. RefSeq lists its product as uncharacterized. NCBI's taxonomy places the organism in Eukaryota, Metazoa, Chordata, Lepidosauria, Squamata, Anolidae. The transcript is spliced from 6 exons. The record is from RefSeq and is a predicted model, not a curated record. The coding region runs from base 26 to 838 and encodes 270 amino acids.